AGGGCCGGAGGGAUUCGGGCUUGUUUGGAAGGAGGGGGUGGGACUCAUCCUCCGUUCCUCUUUCAACCUCACCUCAACCCAUUCUUCCCUGCUCUCAAGGGCUUCCCUGGCUUCUGUUCCUGUUGUCCCAUCCGGCCGGGGAGCCUCCUCACUCCCUCCACGUCCGGCAGCAGCACAUCCUCGACGACCUCCUCCACGUCCUCCUCGCUCCUGCCGGGCGGGGAGCAUCUGGGCCUGCUCAACCUGACGAAGGGGGAGGAGCGGACGGCGAGCCUCGCGGAGCUCCGCCGGAAGGCCCGCGAGCAUUCGGCGGCCAUCGCCAUCGCCGACGGCACCGCCGCGACCGGCGGUUCCACCGUCGGGCGACCGAGUCCCGUCGACUGA
This is a messenger RNA of Darwinula stevensoni, 384 nucleotides long. The record is from the annotation of a GenBank genome assembly. NCBI's taxonomy places the organism in Eukaryota, Metazoa, Arthropoda, Ostracoda, Podocopida, Darwinulidae.